UAGCUGCCGCCACCUAACCCCACCCCGGAAGUGCCGCGCCACUCGUCACUUCCGCUUUCCCAAGCAUCCGAUACUCUCGCGAGAACUGAAAGCGCUAUGUGAGCUGAGCUAAACGGAAGUCGGGUCUCUUUUUCGUGGCGCCUAGAGGGCGUUCAGUUGCUUCAAGAUGAAGCUGAACAUCUCCUUCCCCGCCACUGGCUGCCAGAAACUCAUUGAGGUGGAUGAUGAACGUAAACUUCGUACGUUCUAUGAGAAGCGUAUGGCCACAGAAGUUGCUGCUGACUCUCUAGGAGAAGAGUGGAAGGGUUAUGUGGUCCGGAUCAGUGGUGGGAACGACAAGCAAGGUUUCCCUAUGAAGCAAGGCGUCUUGACUCAUGGCCGAGUUCGCUUGCUACUGAGCAAGGGGCAUUCCUGUUAUAGACCAAGGAGAACCGGAGAGAGAAAGCGUAAAUCUGUCCGAGGUUGCAUUGUGGAUGCCAAUCUGAGCGUUCUCAACUUGGUUAUUGUAAAAAAAGGAGAGAAAGAUAUUCCUGGAUUGACUGAUACUACUGUGCCUCGGCGCCUGGGGCCCAAAAGAGCAAGCAGAAUCCGCAAACUUUUCAAUCUCUCUAAAGAAGAUGAUGUUCGCCAAUAUGUUGUCAGGAAGCCCUUAAACAAAGAAGGUAAGAAACCCAGGACUAAAGCCCCUAAGAUUCAGCGUCUUGUUACUCCGCGUGUCCUCCAACACAAGCGCCGCCGUAUUGCUCUGAAGAAGCAGCGUACUAAGAAAAACAAAGAGGAGGCUGCAGAAUAUGCUAAGCUUCUUGCCAAGAGAAUGAAGGAAGCUAAAGAAAAACGCCAGGAACAAAUUGCCAAGAGACGUAGGCUUUCCUCUCUGAGAGCUUCUACUUCUAAGUCUGAGUCCAGUCAGAAAUAAAAUGCUUAAGUAACAAAUAAA
Molecule: messenger RNA, 937 nt
Organism: Cavia porcellus (domestic guinea pig)
Lineage: Eukaryota; Metazoa; Chordata; Mammalia; Rodentia; Caviidae
Gene: Rps6
Product: ribosomal protein S6
Exons: 6
Coding region: 167-916 (249 amino acids)
Biological process (GO): translation
Cellular component (GO): ribosome
Molecular function (GO): structural constituent of ribosome
Source: RefSeq, a predicted model, not a curated record